AUGGACGAUCAUACCUAUGUGUUUAAAGUUGAAGGUUGUAUGCGCUAUUUGACAAACAUUGUCCCGCGGGGUUGGAAGUAUUUAGAAUUGAUCUGUGUUGAUAAACUGGCCGAGCACCCUUAUUUCACGAGAUCAAAAGCUUCUAAAGAUUCCUUCCCUGAUCAAAAUCUGUUAGAAAGGAAAAGGAAAAUGACUGGCAAUAAUGACAACGCAGGUUUGACGGAUAUUGUUGUGACAGACCCUGUCAUCGCUGAACAAAAUGAGUUGAUUGCACAGUUGGUGCAACAAAUCGCCGAAAUGAGAGUUGAGAUACGAAAAAAUCGAGAGUUGUCAAAUCUGGCUAUUGCCGCCAACACCCCGGUUCCAGGCGAGGGAAGGCCUCCAUUCCAUUUCCCUUCUCCAAAUUCAAGUACGGAACAUACAUGUCCCCAAAAUUACCAAGCUCCUCAAAAUACACAAAAUCCCCCAUUCACCCCUCCCUUGCCUCAAAAAACACCUUUCCAAAUCCCAAUCCCAAAUGAACCUUAUGCCAAUGGUUUUGAACUUGAUCACUAUGAGGAACAAGAAAGAGAGUGGAGGGCGAAGGAAGAGACAACCAAAUGGAACAUGAAAGAGGAGAUCAUGAAAGCCAUGAAGGAGUUUCAUUACACUCCGGAUGUUUCAGGAUUAAAUUACGAAGAUUUGUGUAUCCACCCGAAUUUAGACCUUCCCGAGGGGUUCAAAGUGCCAAAAUUUGAUACUUUCGGAGGAACCGGGAAUCCUUUGGCUCAUCUGAGGGCGUAUUGUGAUCAACUAGUAGGAGUUGGGAAGAACGAGGCUUUGCUAAUGCGGCUCUUUAGCCGAAGUUUAAGCGGAGAGGCUUUGGAAUGGUUCAGCACCCAAGAAAUAAAACAAUGGUCCAAUUGGAACGCUCUGGCCAAAGAUUUUAUCGAGAGGUUUGCGUACAAUGUGGAGAUCGUUCCCGAUCGUUAUUCUUUGGAGAAAAUCAAACAAAAGUCUGCUGAAAGUUAUCGAGAGUACGCCUAUCGUUGGAGGAAAGAGGCUGCCAGAGUGAGACCUCCCAUGACUGAGAAAGAGAUUAUUGAAGUCUUUGUACGCAAUCAAGAGCCUGAGUACUAUGACAGGAUGUUGUUGCUCGUAGGAGCGAAAUUUGCUGAGGUGGUCAAAAUUGGUGAGACCAUUGAAGACGGUCUUAAGACCGGAAGGAUUACCCAUGUGGCCAUCCAAACUGGGCCUUCAGGUUUGUUCAAAAAGAAAAGAGAAGAUGUGUCCUUUAUUUCUCAUGCGCCUGACAAAAGGUUACAAAGAUCAUCCAAUUUUAGCUCCAGAAAAACCUCACCCUCCAAAAUUUAUCCCCCAUCUCCACAAAAUUCCUACCCAAUGUUUUACGUUCAGCCGAGUUAUCAAACUCCGCCUCCUAAUUACCUGCCUCCGCACUAUCAAAAUGCUCCUCGUGGCUACCAAACUCCACAAUGCCCAAAUUUCCGAACUCCCGCAUCUUUAUACCAAAAUCGUCCUAGUUAUCGUCAUGUACCCCCACCCCCACAAAAUAACUGUAACCUUACCCAAUCCAAUUUUGAAAAUAGGCCUGCUAGGAUUUUUACUCCUCUAGUGGAAAGUCGGACUAAGCUGUUUGAAAGACUGAGAGAUGCAGGUAUUAUUCAUCCCAUUGCACCUAAAUCGACUGAUAUAAGCUCGAGAUUCUUCAGAGCCGACCAAACAUGUGCGUAUCAUUCCAACAGUAUAGGGCAUGAUACUGAAACUUGUGUUAAUUUGAAGCAUAAGAUUCAGGAUCUGAUUGAUCGGGAGGUCGUCACUCUCCAAACCGCUGCUCCCAAUGUUAAUAAUAACCCCUUGCCGAAUCAUGAGGGGUGA
This is a messenger RNA of Solanum dulcamara, 1875 nucleotides long. RefSeq lists its product as uncharacterized. The record is from RefSeq and is a predicted model, not a curated record. Bases 1 to 1875 code for a protein of 624 amino acids. NCBI's taxonomy places the organism in Eukaryota, Viridiplantae, Streptophyta, Magnoliopsida, Solanales, Solanaceae. The transcript is spliced from 3 exons.